AAAGUCGCCAUUAAUCGGAGUGAAUCGUGGGCCAAUCAGAACGCAGGCUGCUCGCCGUCCCACCAGUACUCAGGAGCACAGGACCGGGAAAGCCAGGGAGAGGCGGACAAAUAGGCUAUACCCCCCGGAAUGGCAAGAGGGUGGAACUGAAACAUGCCCUCAUCAGAUGACGGGGUGGGGAAGGAAACCAUCCCCCAACAAAUCAAGGCUCAAGCUACCCCUAAUCCCGCCCUUCCAGUUCCGGCAGAGGAGGGAAAUUGACUACAACUCCCAGCCCCGCCCCCGCUUCCGGGGUGGGCGGGGCCCAUGAUGAGAGGGCAUGCCCUAGGGGUGUGGCUGGGAGCAUGACGUAUAGCUGGAGGUGUGGCCGCGGCCAGGAGGGAGGAAGCAGUGGGGCGCAGCCGGGUCCCGUAGGGGCUGUGAGGGUUGCAGCAGCAGGAUCAACGGAAGCACCCCAGAGCCCCCAUGCGACAGCCAUGAGGGUGUGACCCCGCCCCCCCCCCCCCAGCCAGGAGUGUGAUACUAAAGGCCAUGGUCCAGGUGCCCAUCUCCAUGGCCUCGUGGCUGCUGCUGCUGCUGCUGGUGGGGGGCAGCUGUGUUGAAGCCCCAUACCUGAGCGUGGGUGAUGGCAGCACCCUGGAGUUCGAGUUCCCUGAGCGCAGCCGUGGCAUCAUGGUGGUGUCCAGUCGCUAUGGGGGCAACAGCACUAGCACCGGGCAGCCGCAGCUGCGUGUGGCCUCACUGGCCCCAGAUGUGCUGGCAGUGGAGAACAUCAGCGCCCUUUGCUGCGGUGCCAGCGGCUUCCUGGUGGCCAUCCGCUCGGGGCCAGCUGGCCUGGCCCCACUUCAGCUGCGGCUGCUGGACCGCCAGCACCUGGUGGAGGAGCGCUGUGACUACCGGGUGCGAGUGGCAGCUGCUGUGGUCCCAGUCCCAGCGCUGGGCCACUUCUCAGAGAACCCAGUGCUGUACGCACUGCUGCCCCUCAUCUUCCUCAAUAAGUGUGCCUUCGGCUGCAAGGUAGAGGCUGAGGCACUGCGGGGCCUGGCCCGCCGCCCCCAGCCCGUGCUGCUGGGCAUCGUGGGCCAGUUUGUGGCCAUGCCUCUGUAUGGCUAUCUGCUGUCGUGGGCCCUGGCACUGCCCCAGGGCCUGGCACUGGGACUGGUCAUCACCUGCUCCUCACCAGGUGGAGGUGGUGGCUACCUCUACAGCCUGCUGCUGGGUGGGGAUGUCACGCUGGCCAUCUCCAUGACGCUGUUGUCCACUGUGGCGGCUGCAGGGCUUAUGCCGCUGUCAUGGGCACUGUACGGGCGGCUGCUGAGUGCCCCACCAGGCCUGCAUGUGCCUGUGGGCAAGAUCCUAGGCACACUGCUCUUCAUCGCUGCACCUAUCUCGACUGGCAUUGUGAUAAAGUGCAAGCUGCCACGUGUCGCCAGGUUGCUGCUGCUGCUUCUCAAGCCCUUCAGCUUUCUGCUCCUGCUUGGGGGCCUGGCCAUGGCCUACCACAUGGGCGCUGUCAUCCUGGCUGAGGCACAGGCGCCCGUGGUGCUGGCCGGCCUCACCGUGCCAGCUGUGGGGCUCCUGUUGGGCUACGGGUUGGCAGCUGGGCUGGGGCUGCCAGGCCCUCACCGCCGAACUGUAGCCAUCGAGGUAGGGGUGCAGAAUAGCCUGCUGGCCCUGGCUGUGUUGCAGCUCUCUUUCCGGCGCCGUCAGGCAGACAUGGCUUCCCAGGCACCCUUUGUCGUGGCCCUCAGUGGCACCUCUGAGAUGAUGGUACUCGUCCUGGGGAAUCUCCUCUACCAGCGCCUCUGGCCCCCACCCGGCCCCUGAGACCUGCCCAACAGUAGCUAGUUCCCAGCAGCAGUGCCCCCACUACUCUCCCAAUCCUGAGGCCCUGGAGCCAAGAACCAAAGGAGAAAACGGAGGGACCCUCUAUUUUUCUACUGCUGUGUUUUCUAGUCCAUCAGCCAUGACCCUGCUCCAGGCACAGAGCAGGGGGACUGGGGUAGUUCUAGAAUGGGAAUAAGCCAGGCAUGGGGCCCCCUCCACCCUGGUUCUGGGGGAGUGGCUGGAAAAGAGAAUGCAAGCAACAUGCUGUGGCUGGAGGCUUUAGGGAGGGGCUGGAGUAGACAGCAGGCUUUGGGACCUUAUUAGUUAAUGAAGGGGAAACAGGGCAGCUGAAGUGUCACUCACUUCUGAUCUGCAGCCCCCUGCCUGUGUCCCUCACUCCCCACCUGUAGCCCCCUGCCUCAUCCCAGCUCUGCCUCACUCCCCUGUAGCAGGUGCUCCACCCUUCUGGCACAAAGGAGUGUUGCCCCUGCUCAGGGCAGGGUGCUUGGCCCUCAUCCUGGAUGAGUGGUAGGAGGAGGGCUGGCAGGUGCAAGGACAAGUAAACCCCCCUAUCCCCCUCCGGGCAGGCCUGAGUCUAGCUGGCCCCCACUCCCUCUUGCAGAUGGAAAAUGUGAAAACUUGGCCUCUUUCCCCUACUCCCAUUGCCACUGGGCUUGGGGAGAGAUGGGAGGAGCUGUGGAGUGGGGUCACAGCCAUGUUCUGGGAUGGGUGGGCUUGGGGGUGCUGCAGGAGGGGAGGGGAAACAGCAGGGGCCUGUGAGUCAGGAAUGAGAGUCACUGGCAGGACUUGGAGCUGGAGUGUAAGAGGGCAUCAGGUCUGGGUUGGCUGUAACCAGCUAGUUUGGCUGAUAUUGAUGAAAAUCUAUUUUUCUA
Messenger RNA from Alligator mississippiensis (American alligator), 2720 nucleotides. RefSeq names its product solute carrier family 10 member 3 (gene SLC10A3). Bases 532 to 1827 code for a protein of 431 amino acids. Gene Ontology annotation, biological process: bile acid and bile salt transport. The transcript is spliced from 2 exons. Lineage: Eukaryota; Metazoa; Chordata; Crocodylia; Alligatoridae. Gene Ontology annotation, cellular component: membrane. The record is from RefSeq and is a predicted model, not a curated record. Gene Ontology annotation, molecular function: bile acid:sodium symporter activity.